Messenger RNA from Parasteatoda tepidariorum (common house spider), 3414 nucleotides. RefSeq lists its product as uncharacterized. The record is from RefSeq and is a predicted model, not a curated record. Lineage: Eukaryota; Metazoa; Arthropoda; Arachnida; Araneae; Theridiidae. Gene Ontology annotation, biological process: microtubule nucleation; cytoplasmic microtubule organization; positive regulation of microtubule polymerization. Gene Ontology annotation, cellular component: microtubule plus-end.
CUAAAUAUACCGUCCAGUACCUACGCACUUAUAUUUAUUUAUUAUUUUGCUUGACGUCAGGGGUUAAAACUUAGUAGAAGAAUAAAAUGUUGGUUUUAUUCUGCAUAUUAGUUUUUGGCAGUUUCUGAAUUCCAUUGUUUUCGUUAAAUUUGACUAACUUUGUUUGUUUCAUAAAAUACUGAAUGUGUUUAGAAUAAUUUACAAUUAUGAGUCUUAUUACUGAAGAAAUGAAACAUUCUGUUAAUACUAUAGAAGAGGUAAAGAAGCUUCAAGAAUUAGUGAGAAAACUAGAAAUGCAAAAUUUGCAUUUAAGAAAUAAACAGAAUACACCAAAUAAAAGAUCUGUUUCACCCGUUAAAGAACUUAAAUCACGUCGAAAGAUUUCUGAUGAUGAAAAUCCUAAUAGUGUGAGAGACGAGUAUUUUGACGACUUAGAUAUUAUUAAGCUCAGUGAUAUUGAAAUGUCAGAUGAUGAAUCUUGGUCAUGUAGAUACCAGAACUUUCACUCGAUCUAAAAAGACUGUCGAUCCAGAUAGACAAACUAAUGAAAAACAUAGUUCAAGUAGACCUCGAAGCUCUGAUUCCUUAUCUAGUUGCCAUAUUCUGGAAUUUGCCAGUGAUGUUGAAGAAGUGGCGCGUAUGCAAGAAGAAAGUUUACGUAAUAGUUCACCUUUUGGCACUCCUAAGCGUGGCUCAUUUGGAGCAUUGUCCAGAAAAAUCUCUUCCCGGUGUUCUGCUUCAGACCAAGACUUAUCUGAGAGUUCCUUGCUUGGAAUUUCUAAUUCAGAAAGCUCUCCAGGAUGCGACUUAGAAGAAAAUAAUUCCUUCACAGUAGAGCCUUUGAAUCAUUCUGAUCAGUCUUCUUCCUCUGAAAGCCCAUAUAGCUCAAAUAUGUCAUUACAUAUCAGUGAUAAAAUGCAAGGAAAGCUAAGUGGGUACAGGCGAAGUCUGCCAAAUUUGAAUCGAGAACCAUUAUCCGUCAAACAAUCAAAAAGUAAUUCAUCUAGUGAUAAAGGGAAACUUCAAAAUCAAAGAAUUUCUGGAAAAGUUACUGAUACUUAUGUGCAAUCUUCCCAAAAGCCAAGAAAAGAAUCACCUUUAGGAAGAUCACUUCACCAGAGAUCAGGUCUUAAUACCACUCCUAAUGCCCCCACCUCAGUGCCUAAAAGUGCAGAGAGAGUAAGAUCUGGCUUACCUAGACCGUCCAGAGCCAGUUCUGCCACCAGAUCGGCUACACGAUCAGGAAUACCUAUGCCUUCCAUGCUUAGUAAAAAACAAGAAGAUUCCUGGAGUGAAGGAUGUUUUUAAUGAAUCUGCAUAAUUAAUUUCAAUAAUUCAUAAUUUUGACUCUUAUGACAAUUUGGUGAGAACUUAACAAAUAGAUUCUCAAUAACUAAAAAAUUAAUAUUAAAUUGAGAAUUUACUUGCUGAUAUGUACAGUGCAUAAAAGAACAAGCAUUAUAAAAUAAUUUUUGAUACAGUGACCAAAUUGUCACAAACUAGUUCAAGGGUCUUAUCUUAAAUAUGAUAAUAAUGUGGAAACAAAUACAAAAAUGGCCCUAUUUUGAAUAAACAUACUCUUUUUCAAUCGUUUUUUAUGGGAAAAAAUAUCUGGAAAAUAUGGUUCAUAUUCUUUAAUCAGGAGAGUGUACAAAAGUUGUGAACCUUAUUUUUAAUUUUUCUAUGUUUCACCCUGUUUAAAAGAACUGAUACAUUUUUGUAUGCAUAAAACUUGAUUAACCGAAGAUAAUUUCAUGCAAAGAAAAUUUUUAAAUAGAUAUUUUUAUUGUUUAAUUUAAUAAGGAUCAAAAAAUGUUUGAAUUGUAAGGUACGCAAAUUUUUCCAUUGUUUUGAACUGCAAAUCCUAAAUUUGAAUAGAAUCUGACCAAAAAAUCAUAAUAAAUAAAAACUUUAAAAUGCAUCUUUUUUUUGUAAUUUAUUUAUCCAGAAACUAUUGAGCUGGUUUUGCAAUAUUUUGCAUUUGGCUAUCUGAAAUUACCUAUUUUAAAAGAAGUUACAAAUUCUUGCAUUAUUUAAACUCAAAAAAUUUUCAAACCCUUAAAUAUUAUAUUUUUAAUGAAUAAUCUCUGGACAAACACGUUUAAAAAUAGUAUGCAAGAAAUUUUUGAAUCACUUAAAUAGCUCCAGAGAUAUAGCAAAAUACACAAAAAUAAAAAUUACCCUUAAAAAAUUCGAAUUUUGGACUACAUUCCUGACUAAACUAUUGGGACCCUAUUUUACUGAUUGUAGCUACCAUCUCUCCCAUAUUUUGUAGAUUGAAAAUCUGGAUCCGUAGAAAAAAGAUAUCUUUAUUAAAGAGGAAGUAUGUUUCCUCAUCUGAUUUCGUAACUUAAAAUAUCUGUUUUAAUUAAUUAACACAUAAUCCCUCAAAUCAUAUAAUGAACAAAUGUUUUGUUUCUUCUUUUGUGCACUGUAUAUAUGUGAGUUUGUAUAUGAAUAGAUAGCAAGAAGUCCUAAAUUAAACUACCAGUUUUCAAAAAUUUAUUACAAGGAAACAAUAAAGGUUUAAAAAAAUAAUUCUUGUAGCAUAAUCAUAUGACAGGCUGUAAAUGUUUCCUCCCAGUGUUUGUGGUUUUAGUUCAAAAUUUAUUUUACAGAUAGCACUGUGGAUUGUAAAAUGAAAAUCAGAAAAAUUGCAUCAAAAUUUUUCAAUAUCUUUCAUUAAUGUAAAUCCCUUUGCAAUAUAUUUGAAAUGUUCCUGAUCAACCGCAAUCAUAUAUCUAAAAAUAUUUACAGAGCUAUCUGAGGAAAACUUUUUACAUUAAAACAUAGCUCUCUGAGAAGAAAGUUUAUGUAAUCUCACUAUGAUUGUUUUUGUUUUUUUUAACCUUAACUGUUUUUUAUUAUAAAUCUUUGAAAAUUGUCAGUCUAAUUUUGAACACAUUAUUCAUACACAAGCAUAUUACUUACAUGCUGAAUCUGAUUAUAACAUUCCAGUGCCUGGACAAUGUUUCUUUUGUUUCUUAAUUAAGUGUAAAGUAUUUUAUGUAGUUUUUAUACCAUUUUUCCCAGUGAGGUGAAAUUGUUUAAGUGUGUUGAACAUCGUGUGUGCCUAAAAAAGAAAAUUAUAUAUUAUUAUUUUUGUGAUCUGUGUUUUCCAUGUCUAUGAAACAAUCUUAAAAUCUAUUUUCUUUAAACUGUUACAUUGAUGAAUUUUAUGAAUAAAAUCUAUAUUUGUAUACUUAAUCCAAUGAAACAACAAAUAUUUGUGUCAACUUAAAUCUUUGUUUGCAUUUUAAUAAUUGAGGUUUUCUUGUAACUUUUUAUAUUUGCUUAGUAAUAUAUUGCUUUGUGAAAUUGAAAUACCCUUGUUAUUUAAUUGUAAACUAAUGUUUUUAACUAGUUUUGUCUGUCCUUUUCUUUGUUUUGAAUAAAUUGCUCUGUGAAGGAUUA